AUAUAUUAUCAAGUUGAAUAUAGAUAUUAUAUCUGAUUCGACAGUGUUUUUCAGCCAGUCUAUAUAAUGUUUACUCCGCGCAAUUUACAACGACCUUGUGCCGUGUAAUUAUUUCUAAGUAAAUUAUAAUCUGUGUACUUCAAAUUAUUUUACAUUUACCUCCUGUUUUAACUGAUGGUACUGAAAACAUACCGAAGCGAUGGAUAAAAUUUAUUUCUUUGUAAAUGGCCAGCGAUAUACAUCCAAUGGAUCGGAUGUAGACGAAUCGACGUCAUUGAAUGAUUAUCUCCGAAAUACCCUGGGUCUGUUCGGUACUAAGUCGAUGUGCAACGAAGGAGGAUGUGGUGCUUGCGUUGUCUCCGUAGCACAGUACAACCCUGUUACUAAAGCGAAGGACGUGUUUGCUGUUAACUCUUGUUUAGUACACAUCUUAUCAUGUCAUACGUGGGAAAUAACAACAAUAGAAGGAUUGGGGAACCAGAGAGUUGGUUACCACCCUCUUCAGAGCAGGCUGGCGAUGUUCAAUGGCACACAAUGCGGGUACUGCACGCCUGGCUUAAUAAUGAAUAUGUACAGUUUAUACAAGAGUUCAAGUAAAAAGUUGACAACACAAGAAAUAGAACGUUCAUUCGGUAGCAAUAUUUGUCGAUGUACAGGAUACAGACCUAUUCUGGACUCGUUUAAAAGUUUCGCAAACGAUACAGAUCCCCAAAUACAAGACUUGGAAGAUCUAGAUCAAAUGAAAUGCUUAAAACCAUAUCAAAAUGACUGCAAUUUAUUAGACGAGGAGUGGUGUGUUAUUGAGAAAACAAAGAAAUUACAACUGGAAGGUUCAAAACCUAAUCGUUGGUACAAAGCGUUUACACUGCAAGAUGUGUUUAAGAUUUUAGCUAAGGAAGGAGUUGACAGCUACCGUCUUGUCGCUGGCAACACUGGUAAAGGAGUGUAUCCAAUUAAGGAAGAGCCCCGAGUCCAUAUAGAUAUAUCGUCCAUUGAGGGUCUAAAAGAUGCAACGAGGUCCGUGAACCUUGUUCUCGGAGGAGGGAUGUCGUUAACAGAAAUGAUGCGAGUUUUUAAAGUUCACGCUAAAUAUAACGAAGACUUUCAAUAUUUGGAACAUUUUUAUGAACAUUUAGAGUUAGUCGCCCAUAUACCUGUUAGAAAUAUUGGCACUAUUGGUGGUAAUUUGGCGCUAAAAAAUGCACACAAUGAAUUUCCAUCUGACAUAUUUUUAUUGCUACAAACUGUUGAAGCCAUGGUGGCUGUUGUCGACAACAAUCUUCAUAAAACCGAUGUAUCAAUGUCGGACUUCCUCAAACUGGAUCUACGGAACAAAUUGAUAGUUGACGUUAAAUUACCACCUCUGUCUUCAAACGAUAUUAUAAGAACAUACAAGAUAAUGCCGCGCGCGCAAAAUGCUCAUGCAAUAGUAAACGCGGGCUUUUUAUUUCAACUGAGCUCUUCUAACGUGACGUCAUGCUGUCUCGUAUUCGGCAAUAUAAGUCCGGAUUUCAUAAGAGCGAAAGAGACAGAACGUCUUUUAAAAGGACUGGACCUUUAUAAAGACGAAUCUUUGCAAAAAGCCUUAGCGAAAUUGAGCCAAGAAAUUGUACCAAAGGAAUUUCCAACAGAACCGUCACCGCAUUGCAGGAAAGCAAUUGCGUUAGGAUUAUUUUAUAAGGCCAUUUUAUCACAAGCUCCAUCUGUAAACCCUCGAUUUAAAUCAGGAGGCAGUCUACUCAACCGACCUGUCUCCAGUGGUACACAGACUUUUGACACUGACAAAUCUAUUUGGCCACUAAACCAGCCUGUGCAGAAGUUAGAAGGAUUAACACAAUGUUCAGGUGAGGUUCGUUAUUCCUGUGACAUGAGGUAUUCACAGCGCGAUGUUCAUGUCGCCUUCGUGUUGGCUACAGAAGCUGUUGCUGAUAUUAAGAAUAUUAAUGCUACUGACGCUCUGAAAGUUCCAGGUGUGAUAGCAUUCUUCUCAGCUAAAGAUAUUCCAGGGAAGAACAGCUUUACACCCCUAGAUGUUCCCUGGCAGGAUGUGGUGGAGGAGAUCCUUGCCUCCAAAAGAGUGUCUUACUAUGGUCAGCCUAUCGGCCUGAUUGUGGCUGGGAACCAAAAGCUAGCUAUCAAAGCUGCUGAGCUGGUUCAAGUCAAGUAUAAGAAGAUAGCUGACCCAGUACUGACUAUUUCUGAUGUCCUGGUAGCGCCCGAUAAGGAUAAAAGACUACGUAAAGACGUGUCUACAAAAGCAAGUGAUCGUGGUAAGGAGACCACACAUGUUGUGAAAGGGGAGUUUACAAUACCGGACCAGUAUCACUACACAAUGGAAACGCAAAGCUGCGCAGUUACCCCAACAUCACGGGGACUGGAACUGCGCAGUGCUACUCAAUGGAUGGAUCUCGUGCACGUCGCUGUAGCCAGGACGGUCAACUUGCCGCUAAACUGUGUGGAGGUGUCAGUGCCGCGUCUGGGCGGGGGGUACGGUGGGAAGGGCUCGCGGUCUGCGCAGGUGGCAUGCGCGUGCGCACUUGCUGCUCACCUGCUGCGUCGUCCCGCGCACCUCGUGAUGCCUCUCACACACAACAUGCACGCGAUAGGCAAGCGUUCCGCCUGUCUAUUUCAAUACGAGUUGGGAGUAAACGAUGCUGGUGUGGUCCAGUAUCUUAACAUCACUUAUUACUCUGACUGCGGUUGUUCGUACAACGACACCCAAACCUACUACCUAGCAGACAGCUUGAACAACUUGUAUGAUAGCAAGAGGUUUAAUAUCACAGGGUACAGUGUACUCACCGACAAGGCCUCUAACACUUGGUGCAGGGCUCCAGCAACAACAGAAGCAGCUGCAAUCAUGGAACACAUAAUGGAACGUAUCGCACACGUAACUAAAAAAGACCCAAUAGAUGUCAGAAUAGCAAAUCUAGCACAAAAGAACGAUCCACUCAAAGAAAUGAUAGCUACAUUCAAAAUGGAGAUUAAUUACGACGACAGAAAGUCUGAAAUAGCUGAAUAUAAUAAAAGAAAUGCUUGGAAGAAACGUGCUUUGAAGUUAUCCAUCAUGUCAUUUAAGAUAGAAUAUUCUGGAAACUAUCCAGUGACGAUAUCAGUGUACCAUGGUGAUGGAUCCGUGUUGAUAUCACAUGGUGGCAUAGAAAUGGGACAAGGUAUCAAUACUAAAGUGGCACAAGUAUGUGCAUAUGCUUUGGGUAUACCUUUAGAUAAGGUCCAGGUGAAAGGGGCAGAUAGUUUCGUAUCUCCAAACGCGAUGGCCAGCAAUGGCAGCAUCACCAGUGAAUGUGUUGCCUACGCGACGCUGAAGGCCUGCAAGGAACUACUGAAGAGAUUGGAACCGGCAAAGAAAGGAAUUAAAGAACCAACUUGGGAACAGAUAGUUAAGAAAUCUUAUGAUAAUGGUGUGAACCUGCAAACUAGUUCAAUGACGUCACCGUUAGAUUCUCUCCUCGGUUAUGAUGUUUACGGCGUGUGCUGUACAGAGGUCUGCCUGGACGUGCUGACAGGACAGCAUCAGGUGUUGAGGGUCGAUAUCCUGGAGGAUACAGGCCAGAGCAUCAGUCCCAACGUGGAUGUUGGACAGAUCGAAGGGGCAUUCGUAAUGGGUCUAGGUCUAUGGACUUGUGAGAGGCUGCAGUACGCGAGGUCAGGUCGGCUGUUGACAGACCGUACGUGGACGUACAAGCCGCCCGGCGCUCUCGACAUACCGAUAGACUUUCGUAUCAACUUUCGCAGGAAUUCUACUAAUAAUGCUGGUGUAUUGCGCUCUAAAGCGACAGGUGAGCCUGCGUUGGUGCUGGCUGUAGCUGUGACGUUGGCGCUGCACGAGGCUCUACUGGAGGGCAGGAAGGAGUUCGGAUAUGAAGAUCAUGAUUGGCUACAUGUUGAUACACCUUACAGCAUUGAAAACAUAAUGAAAGCGCUCGCUCACAAAAUACAAAGCUUUAAACUUCAAUAAAAAUAAUGAUUUCAUAUGAAUUAGACAUUUUUAAGAUUUUAAUUUUUUAUUUAAUCAUUUUAUGUUUACGU
Messenger RNA from Papilio xuthus (Asian swallowtail), 4047 nucleotides. Its product is annotated as indole-3-acetaldehyde oxidase. Bases 200 to 3976 code for a protein of 1258 amino acids. The transcript is spliced from 22 exons. Gene Ontology annotation, molecular function: oxidoreductase activity; iron ion binding; FAD binding. The record is from RefSeq and is a predicted model, not a curated record. Lineage: Eukaryota; Metazoa; Arthropoda; Insecta; Lepidoptera; Papilionidae.